This is a messenger RNA of Sycon ciliatum, 5160 nucleotides long. RefSeq lists its product as uncharacterized. The transcript has 4 exons. Gene Ontology annotation, biological process: siRNA processing. The record is from RefSeq and is a predicted model, not a curated record. Gene Ontology annotation, molecular function: nucleic acid binding; RNA-directed RNA polymerase activity. NCBI's taxonomy places the organism in Eukaryota, Metazoa, Porifera, Calcarea, Leucosolenida, Sycettidae. Gene Ontology annotation, cellular component: nuclear RNA-directed RNA polymerase complex. The coding region runs from base 298 to 3741 and encodes 1147 amino acids.
ACGUACAUGUAUUGUAGGUGAAAUGAAUGGCUGGUGCAGAAACGGUGCCGGUUUGAACAGGUGCAGUACGUGAAAUCCUACAUCAUACAAAGCUAGAGUAAACUACGGAGAGUUCCAGUAGUCUACUAAGGCAGGGCACAGAGAGCGUUCAGGGCAGUGUCGGGCAACAGCGGGGAGACUCACAAUUACCUGCUUGUGAUUUUCAACUAUCUCUCAGGAUCGGGCGUUUUCCGCCGCACAACCUGUAGGGAGCAACACACAAUUCCACAACCUGUUACAACAACGAAAAGCGAAGCCAUGGCGGCAGCUGCAGCUGCUUUGCCUGAUCUGUCAGCAACGGCAAGUCAACCUGAGCUACAUAUCGGCAAUCUUCCGAGAGGUACGAAAGCCAAGGCGGUCGUGGACGCUCUCCAGAGCCAGUCGGGGUUCACCUUGCAAGUGCUGAAUUGCUCCGUGAAGCACAACUCGCGCAGCGGCAAGUCCUACGCGUUUGCGCGCGUGGAGAGCACAUCGGUCAUGCAGCAGAUUAUCCAGGUGAGCAACGUAGGACUGGGCAUUCGCAUCAACGGCAGGAAACUCUAUGUCAAUCCGUCGAACAAGUCACGACCAAUAUACCUCACCCCACCUGAGCAAAUCAGCACAGUUUCGGUACAAUCUUUCUCCUUGGGUGUAUUCAUGGAACGCAGAAACACCUUCUUCCACCGCUGGUCUUCGUCACCAGAGUACAAGGCUGUCAAGUGUACCAUGAACCUGGAUGACAACACAAUAUCGCUGCAGAUCUCCUCAGACGCAUUUCACUAUAUGCUCAAGUUCUCACUGUGGGAUCUUCAUAACUACGUUGUCAUUGCAGACAGGUCCGGAACGGCGCAGCAGCUAGCUCUCUGCUUUAACCUGGCUGCAGAGGUGUAUCGAAUUCCGCAGGAGAGACUCACCAACGACCUCGAGGCCAAGGAAGAACUGUCGAACGACAUGGAGUACGUUUUUGACGAUGCACAGUCCCCAUUCUGGGAACGGACCCUGGACACAUUCACGACUGAUGGCGACGUUUUGGGACAAUACUUCCACGUGCUCUUAGACGGAAGCGGUCGACCCCAUCUGAGGCGUUUCGUCCGCGAGCUACAAAACAAGUACGAGGAUCUUGAGUUUGUUACGCAAGGUGUCAACGUCAUGCUUCUACCGAUUACACUCAGCCGUCUUCGGUACGAUCAGAUAGCCUUGAAUUACAGCAAUCGGCAUCGGUUCCGGGAGCUCUUUCAACUGGAGGUACUCGUCACGCAGGGUUUGAUCUACCGUGAGAUGCUCAGUUCAGAGUUUUUCCAGGCACUGGAGCAAGGCAGAGCAUUGGAGGCGUUGCGCCACUAUUCGGCAGAGUGGAAGGUUAUGGAGUAUCCACUGGCCGAUCUGCGCGAUGGCAUCGCUCUGGUCGCCAGAGGAGCUGCUGCGGGCGGUGAUGAUGCAGACGGUAGACCACCGUUGAGUGAGCAGCCGGACGCGGGUGACGGAGGCCAGACGCACGUCUGGGUCUAUCGGCUCAACGUCACGCCUCUCACCACGUACGCCAUGGGGCCGGAUUUAGACAUACCGAACCGGGUACUGAGACAUUACAUUCGCAAGAACCCAGGGCUGAUACAAAGCUUUCUCCGCGUGCACUUUGUCGACGAGAAUCAGCAGCGGCUGCGAGUUGGCAACGCGGAACACCCCUUGCAGGAUAUCCUCGACAACGUGGAGCGAAAGCUGGUGGAGGGUAUCAUGCUGUGCGGACGCCAGUACCGUUUUCUGGCAAUGUCCAACAGCCAGCUGCGUGAGCAUGCCUGCUGGUUCGUCUGCACUACCGGUAAUGUGUCGGCAUCGUCAAUUCGCCAGUGGAUGGGCGACUUCCAGGGCAUCAAUAAUGUGGCCAAGUAUGCAGCACGCAUGGGCCAGUGCUUCUCCAGCACGUCAACAUCCGGUCGUCUUGUCAUUCAGAAACACGAGUACGACAUCGUGGAAGAUAUCAAGACACCAGCCGUCCUCGAACAGAAGACGUACACAUUCUCCGACGGCAUCGGCAUGAUCAGCCACGAGUUUGCUAAGGAAGCCCUGACUAGCACGCAGCUGAAAACCAGUGGGCAGGCGGCAGCAUUCCAGAUCCGCUUUGCCGGCUUCAAGGGCGUCGUGGCCGUCUGCAGCACUGUUCCGCGGCAUCUCAAGCUGCGUCUGCGCCCGAGCAUGCGCAAGUUCGAGAGCAGCCACCUGCAGCUGGAGGUGAUCCAGGUUGCGCGGCGGUUCCCGGGUCAUCUCAACCGCGAAAUCAUCCUGCUGCUGAGCACUCUCGACAUACAGGAUGACGUGUUCAUGGGACUGCAGGGCGUCAUGCUCGGCAAGCUGAACUUCAUCAUAGAAGACCGAAAGGCAGCUAUGGUGGAAAUUGCAGCAAGUCACUGUCUUCAGGAGGUCUACGCCACCACCACCACCAUGCAUGCCAUGAUGGCCGCAGGAAUCAGCCCCGGCCGGGAUCCUUACCUGCAAGGCCUUCUGCUGGCUUACCGCCAGAACUACCUGCUCCGCCUCGAGGACAAGGCACACAUCAAUGUCGAGAAGGCGGCACUGCUUAUGGGUGUGCUUGAUGAGAGCAAAACUCUCAACUACGGCGAGGUGCUCAUCCAGAUAUCGGAGCAGGGUGAUGUCGUGCCCAUCGUCGGACUUGUGGCCAUCGCCAAGAACCCAUGUCUGCAUCCCGGUGAUAUUCGACUGCUGAAUGCCGUGCGCCCACCAGCCGGCAAUGCUUACCUGUCCGCUCUGGUUAACUGCCUGGUGUUCCCGGCAAAGGGCAAGCGACCACACCCGAACGAGUGCAGCGGAUCCGAUCUGGACGGUGAUCAGUACUUUGUCACGUGGGAGCCGGCAUUGUUGCCCGGGCGUAUCGUGGAGCCUGCUGACUACGACACAGCACCACCUCUAGUCCAGGACGCUGUCACUAUCGAGAACAUCUGCAGUUUCUUCGCCGACUAUAUGAAAACCGACAUGCUCGGACAGAUCUGCAUCGCACAUCACGCCAAGGCGGAUCGCUCGCUGCUCAAGGCCCUGGACCCGAUCUGCCUAGAACUGGCUGAAAUGCAGUCGCGAGCUGUAGACUAUCCGAAGACUGGAGUCGCCGUGGUAAUGAGCAUGCGUCACCGUGCUAAGUUGUUCCCCGAUUUCCUGAAGAAGCCCAGCAAGAAGUCCUACCGAUCUCAAAAGGUUCUCGGAAAGCUGUUCCGCGCCGUGUCUGAUUACAAACCACCGUCGCCGCAGAGAGCCGACGUAUCCAUUAACGAAGCCCUGAUCGUCGAUGGCAUGCGAGAGUUUCUACCCCCUGCCCGGCACCUCCUGUACGAUUACAAUCAGCAGCUGGUCGCUAUCAUGCGUCGCUAUGGUGUCUGGAAGGAGGCUGAAGCAGUUGGAGGCUACAUGGUGAAGGUGACGUCACGCCACCAUCGCAGACAGAAGCUGCACGAUGUGCAGGCACAGGUACGUUUGGAAACGCUCCGACUCCGUCAGCACUACUAUGAGCAGAACUUCACUGGUCUGGACUCUGUCACAAGGUGGAGCAAGGCGUCCGCAUGGUACUACGCAGCCUAUGACAGCCGCCCCACCGCCGUUGCCAUAUCAACCAGCCGCAGGACAGCACGGAAGGGCGAACAGCAGCUGCUAAGCUUUGGCUGGAUCCCGUACAGCGAGCUAUGUGACAUCUUGAAGUCGAAGCAACCACGCCGUUCAUAACGUCGGCCAAUGACCAGUUAUGUCUCGUUGAAGAUUAUCAUCAUUCAAAAGGCCUCGUUCCUUAUCUUUCUAUCAAUCAUAAACACGCGCAUGCGCGCGCACACACACACACAUACACACACAAACAGAACACAUAUACACACACAUACACACAAACAGAACACAGACACACAAACACACUUGUAUGCACACAUGCAGAUGCUGAGAUUAUGCUCACAUGCACGUAUCAACACGUGCACAAACGUGCGCUCUCUCUCUCUCUCUCACACACAUGCACACAUACACACGCGAAACACUCUUUCUCUCUCUCUUUUUCCCCAUCUCUUACUCCGUGUUCAACCCAACACCCUGCCCCGGAGAGUAUUUACGCGGGGCAUGCACGCUGCUUGACAUCCUACACGUUUCUUCAUGCCGCUACCCCGGAUACCUAUCCAGUAUCUACAUAAUUAUACACGUUUUGUACCUAUCGACUGAUGUCACACUGGACGUUGCGAGCAUGAACACUGCAACCAUGGUUAAACAGUCUAGAUUAGUACGUAGCACAUAGCACAUAGCACAAAACACAUAGCACAUAGCACAUAGUACGUACAUACAGCACAUACAGGCUGCAGACCCGCUGCUCAAUGCAUAUCAUGCGCUCUGGCGGCCGUGCUAAACUGGUCUUGUUUCGAAAUCAAGUGGGAGUAUUGUAAGAUGAGGCGACACCGAAAAUGUCCCUUGUUUCGGGUAACCCGGCCGACCCAGGUUUUGAGCGCCGACCGAUUUUUUUUGGAUGCAGUCAUGUAUAUGUCGUAUCGGGCUCCGCAGUUGACGGUUUCUCCCGGGUUGUACGACGACCUAAUGCCGGUACUAGCUUACGUCAUGUUGGCUGAACGUGUUCCCCUCAAUUACCACCCCCCCCCCCCCAAGGAAUGUUUUUUCACUCAGUACACAUGUAGGAGACAUCAUUCACAAUUCUCUUUUUAAUGCCUCUACGAUCACCUUGUGAUUAUGAGUUAUACAUACAUACAUACAUACAUACACAUGUAGGAAGGUGUAGAAAAAGUAAAACUGUACAAUCUUCGGACCAAGUUUUUCCUAUUGAGCUACCUUAAUGCGUUAGUACGGCAACUGUCAUAUUUGUAUAUACUUAUCAUCAUUAUCAAAUAUCAGUGCAUGGAAUGUUGUGUCAGCUAACUGCCUUUUCGUGUACGCUGUUUAGUCAAUUCAUAAGUAGUAUGCAUUUCUCCUUGUUCUCCCAUUGGUCAAAUCUACUUAGCAACUAGCUAUCUGUAAUCUGAUUGGUUGGCUUUUUUCCGCCUCUGCUGAAUCUUUGUCAUUUUCGAUCCUUUUAUUAUCGUAUAACUCCUGCCGCUUUUGAUGUAAAGUACCUUCAAUCUUCAACCUUCAACCUGAGAUUCGAACUAAGUGUCAAAUUCA